This is a messenger RNA of Lodderomyces pseudojiufengensis, 1713 nucleotides long. RefSeq lists its product as uncharacterized. The record is from RefSeq and is a predicted model, not a curated record. Gene Ontology annotation, biological process: cellular response to phosphate starvation. Lineage: Eukaryota; Fungi; Ascomycota; Pichiomycetes; Serinales; Debaryomycetaceae. Bases 1 to 1713 code for a protein of 570 amino acids. The transcript has a single exon.
AUGAAAUUUUCACAUUCUUUAAAAUUUAAUUCAGUACCUGGUUGGAAUGAUAAUUAUUUAAAAUAUCCAAGUUUAAAAAAAUCAAUAUAUAAAUUACAAGAAGAUCAACUUAUAAAUAAUGGAAAUCAAAAUCAAGGAUUUUCUGGAAAUGAUAAAACAACAAUUUCUGAAUUUAUAGAAAAUUUAAAAAUUAAAAAUGGUAUUAAAUCUGAAACUAUUGAAAAUUCAAGUUCAAAUACAAAUAAUAAUGAAAAUAAUAAUUAUAAUGUUAAAAAUAGAAUAACUAAAAAUUUUAACUUUUUACAAAGAUUUAAUAAAAAUCAUAAUAUUAAUUAUAAUGAUAGUAAUAAUAGUAGUGAAGUUGAAUUACAUCAUAUAGAUCUUGAAAAAAAUGAAAAAACAGACUUAAAAUCUGGUGAAACUUCAAUUACUACUGUUUUUUCAUCACAAAAUUCAGAUCAAGAUAUUAUAAGUUAUUUAAUAAAUUUAAGUGAUGAAGAAAUUGAAGAAACUUUUGGAAAUCCUAAAUCAUUAAAAUUUGAUGCAUUAUUUGUAUUUACUAGAUUAUUACUUAUUGAAUUAAUCAAAAUUAACGAAUUUUAUCAAUUAAAAGAACAAGAAAUUUUUGCACAAUAUCAAAAUUUAAUUCAAGACUUGAAAAACAAUCAUAUAGAUCUUGUACAUACUUACACAAUUGAUCCAACAUUAGUUGAAAAUAAUAGUCAUAACAAUCAUACAUCAAUAGACAAUAAUAAUUUAAAUAUAGAAUUUCAUGAUAUUGAAAAAAAUGCGGGUAAUAUUGCAGUACAAGAAGAUACAGAUGAUGAAGAUGAUGAAGAUUUUCAUAGUGAUCAUUCAGAUGUCUUGUUGGAUGCAUCUCAUUUCAAUGCAAAACAUCAAUUUAAAGUAGCUAUAAAAAAAAGAUCAAUUUCAAUAUUUAUAAAUUUAUGUGAAUUAAAAUCAUAUAUUGAAUUAAAUAGACAGGGAUUUACCAAAAUUUGUAAAAAAUUUGAUAAAAUUUGUGGAUUUACAAUAAAAGAAGAUUUUGUUAAUAAUUUCCUACCAUUACAUUCAAGAGUAUUUAAAGAAUCAACAAUAAUUGAUAUAAAUAAUAAAAUUGAAGAGAUUAUAAAAAUAUAUGCAUUAUUCACAAAUCAAUUAAAUUCAACAACCACCAAGACGAAAGAUUUAGAAAAUGUAAAACAAGAAUUAAGAUCCCAUUUAAGAGAUCAUAUAGUAUUUGAAAGAAAUACAGUAUGGAAAGAUUUAUUAUCAUUAGAAAAAAAUUCAUAUAAUUUAAAUUUAGAUAAUAGUAAUAUAAUAAAUAAAAAAAUGGGAGAUGAAGGUGAUAUAUUUGAUACAAUGAUGCAUUUAAAAAUGAAAGAUAUAAAAUUACCUGAAAAAUUAUUAGGUGGUAAAAUUAUAAAAAUUCCUGAAUUUUUAUUAAAAAAACAAAUUUUAAAAAUUCUUUUAGCGAUAAUUGCUUUUGUCAUAUUAAUUUCAGUUAAAACUUUUAAUGAUCCAGUUCAAGGAAGAGCAUUAGCUGUAUUAGUUACAUGUGCAAUAUUAUGGGCAACAGAAGCUUUACCAUUAUAUGCAACUGGUUUAUUUGUUCCAUUAUUAGUUGUAACUUGUAAAAUUUGUAAAAUUGAAGGAACAAAUCAACCAAUGUCAGCUCCAGAUGCAUCAAAAUAUAUAUUAAGUACAAUGUGA